AUGACCUCUGAAAGCUACUAUUUCAUACCUCUCGAAGAUCAAGCCAGAUACUCGGUGAAAAGCAUGGAUCGACCCCAUUCCCCCGCCCAGCUCUGGUCUUACCGUGUUCCCUCUCCUCCACGCCUUAUUGUACCUCCACCUAAUCUCUCUAUUACUGGGACACCGGAGCUCCAGAUAUUGCAGAAUGCUGCUCAUAAUUUUGAAUCCUCUGGCUUCGCCAACACCGAAUUUCUGAAAACCGUCACGUACAACAACUUCAUCAAGACGAAUACGAUGCUGGAAUGGCAGUACGAAGACCGACGGAAUGCUCAGCAGGUGCUGCCAUUCCUGUACCUUGGUCCAAGUUCUGCCGCUCGCGAUACACAAUUCUUGCUAAGAGAGGGGAUCACAAUGGUGAUAGCUGUCAGAAACAUCCUGAUUGCCCAGGCACGGAUGCUGUGGAGCAAGCCUGCAGAGGCUCUGAAUUUGGAGAUGAAGGCCAUCGAUGUAGCAGGAAAUCAAGAGUUAAUCGCACAAUUUUCAAGAGGGAUCGAAAUGAUCAACGAACAUCUGAGCCGAGUCUAUCGGAAUACUGGCCCCACAACGGCGAACGGGAGCGACGGUGUAGGGAGAAAAACGGGAAAGAUCCUGAUAUUUUGCGAAACCGGAAACGAACGCUCGGCUGCUCUCAUUGUCGCCUAUAUCAUGGCCAUGUACUCGCAUGAUGUCGUGACCGCUAUCCAGAUCGUACAAGCGCAGCGUUUCGCGGUAGCCUUUGAUGAUUCUUUGCGCAACACACUUUUGACAUAUGAAGGGAUUUUAAAGGCGCAAAGGGAUUCAGUUCAGGCAACAAUGUCUCAAGCGAGCCACAAGCAGAAAGCUGUGGCGUUGGGACCAGCAAAUGGCAAAAUUAAAAGGAGCUAUGAGGACUACGAUGACGAAGACAUGGAUAUGGAGAUGGAUGGGGAUGGGCAAGUCGAAACAAAUGGUGUUCUCAGCAGGGAAGGGUAUGAGCCUUUCCAUCAGUGA
Molecule: messenger RNA, 1008 nt
Organism: Bacidia gigantensis
Lineage: Eukaryota; Fungi; Ascomycota; Lecanoromycetes; Lecanorales; Ramalinaceae
Exons: 1
Coding region: 1-1008 (335 amino acids)
Biological process (GO): protein dephosphorylation; negative regulation of SCF-dependent proteasomal ubiquitin-dependent catabolic process; regulation of ERK1 and ERK2 cascade
Cellular component (GO): cytoplasm; nucleoplasm
Molecular function (GO): F-box domain binding; protein tyrosine/serine/threonine phosphatase activity
Source: RefSeq, a predicted model, not a curated record